Molecule: messenger RNA, 2412 nt
Organism: Passer domesticus (house sparrow)
Lineage: Eukaryota; Metazoa; Chordata; Aves; Passeriformes; Passeridae
Molecular function (GO): RNA-DNA hybrid ribonuclease activity; nucleic acid binding
Source: RefSeq, a predicted model, not a curated record
AUGCACCAGCGCACGCACACAGAGGAGAGGCCCUUCCGCUGCCCCGACUGCGGGCAGGGCUUCAGGCGGAACUCCCAUCUUGUCAGACACCAGCUCAUCCACACUGGGGAGAGGCCCCACGAGUGUGAGGAAUGUGGGAAGAGCUUCACACAUCGCGCCAACCUCAUCUACCAUCAAAAGAUCCACUCUGGGGAGAGGCCCUACGAGUGUUCCAGGUGUGGGAAGGGGUUUCGGACCCACUCCCAUCUCCUCCUGCACUAUUGGAGUCACACAGAGGAGAGGCCCUUCUGCUGCCCCGACUGCGGGAAGGGAUUCAGGCAGAACUGCCACCUUGUCAGGCACCGGCGCAUCCACAGCGGGGAGAGGCCCUACGAAUGUCCCCAGUGGAGAGCAAAGCAUGCAUUGCCCAUACAAAUUAAGCUCAAGGAAGGGGAACAACAAGUAAGGGUUAAAAAAUACCUCCUAAAGAAGGAAGACAGAGAAGGGACUAGCAAAAUCAUAGAAAACUUUUUGCUAAUAGGACUGUUAAGAGAGUGUCAGUCUGAUUUCAAUACCCCCAUUUUGCCAGUAAGAAAGCCUGAUGGGUCAUACAGGUUAGUACAAGACCUAAGGGCUGUUCUCAAAGUAACUGAAGACUUGUAUCCAGUAGUUGCUAACCCUUAUACUUUAUUAACUCCUUUAACACCUGAACUAACCUGGUUUACCAUUUUAGAUUUGAAGGAUGCCUUCUUUUGCCUCCUUCUCUACGAGGCCAGCCAGAAAAUUUUUGCAUUCAAAUGGGAGAACCCCAAAACUGCACGGAGGAAGCAGCUCACAUGGUGUGUAUUACCACAGGGGUACAAGAUUCCCACUGUAUCUGGGGAGCAACUUGCCAAGCAUUUAGAGUCUUGGAAACCUCCACCAGGAGAAGGGCAGUUGCUGCAGUACGUGGAUGACCUCCUAACAGCCACCCAGACCCAGGAGACACGCGUGCACUGGACGGUAAGCCUCCUAAACUGUUUGGGCCUGCAGGGGUAUGGAAUAUCCCAGGAGAAAGCCCAGAUGGUGAGGCAAACAGUCAUUUGCCUGGGUUAUGAGGUGAGUGCAGGUCAAAGGACCUUGGGGCAGGAUGGCAAAGAAGCAAUAUGCCAGACCCCGAGCCCUCAGACACUGAAGGAACUGAGAACCUUUUUAGGCAUGACAGGGUGGUGCAGCCUGUGGAUUUCUAACUAUGGGUUACUUGUUAAACCUCUAUAUGCCCUGAUCAGGGAAGGGAGCAGAGAUCUUCAGUGGACAAAAGAAGCAACCCAAGCCUGUGACCAACUAAAGAAGGCCCUCAUGUCAGCUCCGGCUCUAGGACUUCCAGACGUGAGUGAACCAUUUUUCCUGUUUUCCCAUGAAAAACAAGGGAUUACCCUGGGAAUAUUAGCAGAGAAGUUAGGCCCGUACCAGAGAGCAGUGGCCUAUCUCUCCAAACAGCUGGACACGGCAGCUAAAGGAUGGCCAGGGUGUCUCAGAGCUGUUGCAGCAGUGGCAGUGAACAUCCAGGAAGCACACAAAUUCACCCUGGGCCAGAAAAUGACUGUGCUGGUAUCCCACACGGUGUCUGCAGUCCUUGAGGCAAAAGGGGGACAUUGGCUCUCCCCACAGAGGUUUCUGAAGUACCAAGCUAUACUAGUGGAACAAGAUGGUGUUGAAAUUGUGGUAACUCACAUUGUGAAUUCAGCUUCCUUCCUCAGUGGGAGUAUGGGAGAAGCAGUGAUCCAUGACUGUCUGGAGACCACUGGAGCCACUUUCUCCAGCUGCCCGGAUCUGAAGGACACCCCACUUGAAGAUGCUGAGACCUGGUUCACUGAUGGAAGCAGCUAUGUCAUCAGUGGAAAAAGGCACCCUGGGUAUGCGGUUACCACAAGCAGAGAGGUAAUAGAGUCUGGACCUUCACCAGCAAACACCUCUGCACAGAAGGCUGAAAUAAUCACCUUAACUCGAGCCUUAGAGCUGGCAAAAGGAAAAGAGGUUAACAUCUACAUGGACUCAAGGUACACGUUUGGGGUGGUUCAUGCACGUGGAGCCAUUUGGAGAGAGAGAGGACUGUUGAAUUCACAAGGGAAGAAUAUUAAACAUGCACAAGAGAUACUGAGACUACUAGGUGCAGUACAACUACCUGAGAAGGCAGCCAUCAUGCACAUUAAGGCACAGCAAAAAGUGAGCUCUGAAUUGGAAGAAGGGAACAUGCUGGUGGACAGAGAGGCAAAAGACGCAGCCAGAGGUUGGCCAGAAGCUUUCCCUACUAGGACAGCUGAAGCACGAGAGAUCAAAGAACAGCAGGCCUGGAUCCAUCACUCCCGAGUGAAGAAAGCCCCUGAGGAAGUCUGGAAACUGAUGCCAGGUGACAAAGAACUGAAGCUGAAGCUCACCCGGAACCGUGAAUAA